AGAUUCCACGCGGAGCAAGCUGCUGCCAUGCGAGCCGCUGCAGACGCUGCCCGUGCUGAACAACUUCGUGCUGCUGAAGCCGCUCAACGACCCACGAUCAAGGAAGCGCCUAUGGAUCCGAAAUGGAGCGACCAUCGAGACUUCGCCGGAGCAUACAUGAUGGCUGCGCGCCGGAAGGUCGCAGUCGAGCCUGAAGAUGAUCGUCAUCAUGCUCCCCAUGCUCCUCAUCCUCCUGCUCCAGGUCUACGAAGAGCUGAGACAUCGUUCAAUCCUCCAUCCCAAUAUCAAAUCCUCGGAUACACCUCCCUCGAAACGAGAGAAGUCAAGACGAAGAUCGCCUGAACAUCCUCAAGAUCCAUAUAUCAACAUUGUUGAGCCACCUUCUCCGGGUCUACCUCCAAAGAAGCCGUCCCUCAAAACUUAUUCAUCAGAACCUCCCAUGGUGUCGUCGAGAAAAGAGCCCAGUCGAUCGAAAACUCAAGACUAUCCUCGACAAGAUCCUAAUCCACCUCCUCUCCCCCGAGCUCAGACCUUUAAUGGUGAUACGAGAGAACGAGGUCGGGAUCAUGGUAGCAGUAGGUUGAGAAAAGAAUAUGCGUCGGCUGAAUCCGACUCGGAUGCUCCUGGGUAUCCUUCACCUCGACUCUCUCACAGUCCUCGUCGAACUGUCCCGGAGCCAACGGUAUAUCGUGUACAAGAUUCACGUGCUCAUCCCGUUCCCUCUCGAAGUCAUCGCUCAGACCUUCAUGGUCUGAAUGAGCCUUCUUAUGCACGUGAGCGAAGUACAUCUCCUCGUGGAACUCCACAUCGACCUCCUAUGUCACGAAAUCCUCCCAGUGGCGAGUAUCGUACUUCUCCUAGUGCAUAUUACUCUGUCCCGGAAGCUCCACCCACGAAACCGCAUAUCGUGACCGCGCGACCCAAGAUGCCGAGGGAGGGAAGUGGACGAAGUCACAGUCACAGAGCAGCACCGAAUGCAUCUUAUGAACAAGUCAAGUAUGCACCUACAUAUGAUCAAUCACAAGUCAAAUUUGCAGAUUAUGCUGCAGCAAGCCUGUAUGAUUCCAACCCUGGUCAAGUCGGUCGUUUAUAUGCAGGUGCAUCGUUCGUUUGGUUUGUUUUCUGGAUUCGUUGUUGUAUUUUACAUACGCUCACACUCCUUCAUUCGUUGUGGAUGGGGAGGGAACCGUUGAGCCGGAGGUUGGCAUAGUCUUUUUAUGGAGUUGGGGAUUGUGCUUUUAGUGAGAGGGGAAUGGCAAUGAGAAGUGGCGCCAAGAUUGAUAGGAGAGGAGAAGAAGAUGAGGUGUGGGGAGAGACGAAGAAGAAGAGAAGACUUGAUACGAUUGAUGAUGGCAUGGCAUGAUACGAUCUUGAUGAGCAAACAGAACACAGCACAGCACAGCAAGCAGUGCAAUACCGCACUUGCAUCUGAAAUGGAGUUAUUUUCUCUCUUCUGAUCUUGAUCUUGAUUGUUUCAUGACUGCUAUUGUUUUCCUGCCUUU
Mollisia scopiformis is the source of this 1502-nucleotide messenger RNA. RefSeq lists its product as uncharacterized. The transcript has 3 exons. NCBI's taxonomy places the organism in Eukaryota, Fungi, Ascomycota, Leotiomycetes, Helotiales, Mollisiaceae. The coding region runs from base 197 to 1210 and encodes 337 amino acids. The record is from RefSeq and is a predicted model, not a curated record.